UCUAACAUAACAGAGCAACGGCGUUUAGAAAAAAAGCUGGUAGGAGAAUUCUUCAUCCGUCCUUCUGUUUCAUGGCUGCACACAGGCGCUUCUGAAAAGAACCAUGUCAGGAAGCUCCGGAUGCCCCUUUUUCCUCUGGGGACUUCUAGCCUUCUUUGGUUUGGCUCUGGUUAUAUCGUUAAUCUUCAAUAUUUCCCACUAUGUAGAGAAGCAGCGACAAGAUAAAAUGUACAGAUACUCUGAUGACUACAUUCCAAGAGCUGAAGAAUAUUAUGUUGAAGAUACUCCAAUUUAUGGUAACUUAGAUAAUAUAAUCCCAGAAGCAAUAAAUGAGGGCUGCUAUGAGCAAAUGAAAGCUGGACCACAAAGAUACGCAAGUGAUAUGCAAGAAGCCACCACAUCUGGACAGGGACGUGCCGAAGAUCAGAUGUGCUAUGCCACACUGGAUCACAGCUUCAAGGGGAAACGCAGAAGACCUAGGAAACAGAAUGCUGAUUUGUUAGACAGGGAAAAGGAUGCCCAAGUGUGUGCAAUGGAUGCCAACAUUUCUCAGAUCAAUUUGGUAGAAAGUUCCCCGCUAGAUAACCAGGCAGUAGAGGAAAGUGUUCAUGAUGAUCCUGCAAGACUGUUUGGAUUGAUCCGUGCCAAGAGAGAGCCUGUAAUCUAGCUGGAUCCAGCUGACUGAUAAGCACCCUAUCAGAGAGGGUUAAGAAAACAAGAGGACUGGAAGGACAGUCUGCUCAUUCGUCGAUGGGAUGGAAGCUUCCUUUUCCUUCAGAGAUUGUGUCUCCACACACUCAAUCUAGUGUCAUUAAAAUUAGCUACAUGAAUUCAGUUAAAAAAUAUCCAAGUAGGAGAAGUAAAAUAAUAAAAUCCAGUUUGUAAAUUAAGUUACUUGAUAACAAAGCCAAAAUGUAUAGCAAUACCUAGGAAAUUUUUAAAAAUCUAAAGUACAUAUGUGCUCCAGGAUAUGUCGAUUGAAAGAUAAAAGCCAAUGUCUUAAACUAUUAAUCAGUUGAACAUUUCCUCUUUCAUCAAUGUGUAUAAAUAAUUAGAAAUUUCAUAUUGAAAGUACAUUGCCAAGAAAAGUAGAAUAAUCUUGAGGGGUAUUUUUCCAAAAUGUAAGUAACAUAAUUAGUUCAAAACUUGAAAGUUCCAUGUUCCUUACAAGAAUAAAAAAAGAACUUAGAAAUUCUACUGCCAGAGAUUAUAAUAUGAAUAGCUUUUUUUCUGUGUUUGUGAAUAUUUAACGGACAUAACCAUGUAUAUGUAUCAGUUGUUCCCUUUCUCUGUUUUUACUUAAAAGUAGAGGAUUAUGAGUGUUAUUUAAAUUUUCUUCAUGGAUCAAGGUGCUCUGGCUUUACUUCUACUAUAUUUAACUAUAUCAAAUGUCUGUAUUUUGUCUGUGCUACUGCUGGAAGCUAACUCAGGAUCUCUCACAUAAAAAGCAAACGAUCACUGAGCUUCAUCCCAAGUUCUGUCUCGUAAUUGUAAAGUCUGCGUUGUAUCUCAUUUAUGAUUCAAUCAGAAUUCAUUCCACUAAUAUUGAAGACUACUUAAUUUAAUUCAAGCUUCUAUUUAUGUGUACACAAAUAAUAUUCUAAUGAGAAUGUUCCAAGACAUGUCUGGAUACUUACCUAGUUUCUUUUUUGUGUUAA
This is a messenger RNA of Onychomys torridus (southern grasshopper mouse), 1658 nucleotides long. RefSeq names its product T-cell receptor-associated transmembrane adapter 1. The record is from RefSeq and is a predicted model, not a curated record. The transcript is spliced from 6 exons. The coding region runs from base 104 to 667 and encodes 187 amino acids. Gene Ontology annotation, biological process: negative regulation of receptor recycling; positive regulation of T cell receptor signaling pathway. Gene Ontology annotation, cellular component: T cell receptor complex. NCBI's taxonomy places the organism in Eukaryota, Metazoa, Chordata, Mammalia, Rodentia, Cricetidae.